AUGGCUCGAUUGAUUUUAUUUACUUGCAUUGUGCUUUUAGCAAUUAUUUACGUCAAUCCUACUUUUGCUGGUUUCGAUCGUGUCAGAAGCAAUCUUGGAACAACACUUAAUGGUGCAAGAUCUUGUAUUCGAACAACUACAAAGGAAAUUAGAAGACAAACAGGCUCUUUUCAUGAUAAUAUGGAGACAAGACACAUAUCAAAUCUUAGUCAAUCAAUUUGUACUGAUCUUCUUGAUAUUGUCUCUGAAAGUGAACAAAAUGUAAGAACUGAUCUUCAAGAUGCUUUCAAUUCGAUUUCUUAUGCUGUUAAUGCGAUUGAACAUGCUGUUAUAAAUGCAAUUCCAUUAUUAAAUCAUAUUGUUAUUGCUCUUUCUCAAAAUCUACAACGUUGUACUAAUCUUGUCACACAAGUUGGACGAUUAGUUAUUGAUCUUGUUGGAAAUAUUACAAAUAAUUUACAAGACACAUUACAAUAUAUAUUAAAUCAAUUGAUUAUUCUUGGUGAUACUCUUCUUCGUCGUCUUGGAAAAGUUAUUCAAAGACAAAUAUUCAAUACUAAUAAUGCAUGCCAAAGAAUUAGUAAUAGUAUUAUUAUAUUACUUCCUACAUUAAAUAAUGCACAAACUAUUCGAAUUGCACCUGUUUUAAGUUCUCUUUGUAAUCUUCAAAAUUUAAUAAGUAUUUUGAUAGCCAAUACUCUUGGACCAUUAUUUGCAUUAAUGGAACAAUUACGAUUUGGACUUCAAAGUCUUUUAGGUUCAGCUAUUUCAUCAAUGACUUGUACACUUACUGAACUAGGUGUAUGUAGACCUUGUAAUAAUGGUAACGGUCUUGGUAAUGGUAACGGUCAUGGUAAUGGUAACGGUCGUGGUAAUGGUAAUGGUAACGGUCAUGGUAAUGGUAAUGGUAACGAUCAUGGUAAUGGUAAUGGUAAUGGUCGUGGAUAG
Rotaria sp. Silwood1 is the source of this 948-nucleotide messenger RNA. The record is from the annotation of a GenBank genome assembly. NCBI's taxonomy places the organism in Eukaryota, Metazoa, Rotifera, Eurotatoria, Philodinida, Philodinidae.